Molecule: messenger RNA, 2010 nt
Organism: Exophiala bonariae
Lineage: Eukaryota; Fungi; Ascomycota; Eurotiomycetes; Chaetothyriales; Herpotrichiellaceae
Exons: 2
Coding region: 1-2010 (669 amino acids)
Biological process (GO): positive regulation of transcription by RNA polymerase II
Cellular component (GO): nucleus
Molecular function (GO): zinc ion binding; transcription cis-regulatory region binding; DNA-binding transcription factor activity, RNA polymerase II-specific
Source: RefSeq, a predicted model, not a curated record
AUGUCUGUAUCGCCGAGAAAUGUGAAAUCUAGAUCUGGCUGCAGCACCUGCAAACAGCGAAGGAUAAAAUGUGACGAGGCGAAGCCAAACUGCAAUCAAUGUGUUCGGAAACACCUCGAAUGUCCUGGAUAUGGGCCGCGUUGGAAAUGGUCAAGUAAACAUGAGAAGCACUCCGAACUUCAGAUCCGGAAGAAGUCCGUCUCGAGGAAAACGACGUCCGUUCCAAGACCUUCUCAUGAUGAUGCGGAGGUCAACAACACUAGUCCACCUGUGUCCAACGCCGGUCCAUUUCUAAUCAUAGACGUUCUUGACCAUGGUGUCCCUGAUGAGCAAUUGCUAAAUAAAUAUGCAAAUGGCAAUCUAGACGAUAAGGAGAACGAGAUAUUCUGUCAUGAGCCCUUUCAAUUUGGCUUACAGGAUGAUAUUUCUCCAGGGGCUUUAAUACUGAACUCGUCUGGGUCAGUACCAUCAAACAACCCCGAGUUGAACAUGUCAAACUCCUAUCACCAAUCGCCCAUCACAGUUACCCAGGAUAUCUGGCAGCCACCCGACACAAUUCUUAGCAAUCCACAGGUACAAGUCGAAUACUUUACGCAAAAGAUCUGCAAAGUCCUGAGUGCUUUCGACUCGGAUUGUAACUCCUUUCGGAAGCUCGCGAUUUCACGGGUGAAGGAAUCCUUACUAUUCUUCUCCUUGUUCCGAUUUAUCACCGCCGCGUUUCUUCGUUCAAGUGCAUCCAAGACCGACGGGACCAUCAUCGUCCGAAAUGCGCAGGCGGAGAUCCUGCACAGGCUUCAGAACGAGGUUGCGCAAUUGGACCAUUCAAACCGAACCAAAAUUGAAGAUGCUCUGCUCGCCGUCAUCAUGUUUGGUCUCAGCUCCAAUUGGGACGGCUCGAACUCACCGAGCAUUUUUCAUUACAAUGGGGCUGUUCGUCUAUAUCACUACGCCUACCCAGAUCGCACAAGCCCUCCUCCGCGGGGAGGGCACCAGGAAUUCUCCCUCUACGCCUUGACGUACUGGUGGAUGGGUCUGGCUUUCAUCACCGACACAUCCGAGCAUCAUGUCCUGGAACCUCCUUCGGUUGUGAUCUGCGGUGACAACUUCCAUACACGCAUGGGCAAGCGGAUUCCGCACCCUCUCAUUGGAGUAUCUCCAGAACCGCAAAUCCUUCUUGGACAGGUUGGCCGCUUACUUCACAAGCAAAGAAUGAGGAGUCGGAAGAAAUGCUUCAUCAGUGUGAGGACUCUGCAAACUGAUCUCCAAGUCCUGCAACAAGCUCAGAGACUGGAAAAGGAAGCUUUGUCGCUGAUCCUACCAGAUGAAGAUAAUUACGUCGACGUCUCAGACCCUGACACACCGGUAGCAGAUCUAUUCAAUAUUGCAGAGAUUCAUCGAUUAUCGGCCUUGAUAUUGUUGUACCGAGCAUUUCCUGAUCUCCUUGAUAACAGACUUGGACUGGCAGCCAGUUCCAUUGACAGUGGGCAGUCGGAAUUAGCAAGGCUCUCCUGGGUGACGAUGUUGGCAUGCUAUGCCCUCGAACUCCUUAGCCAGAACUCCCCGCGGUCGGGGACUCGCAGUAUUGAACAGAUACUGUUAAUCAUCAUUGCAGGUGAACUGAGGCAGAAUCUGGUCUCGAUGGAUCUGUGCGCAAGUAUCGCAACUGAUGAUUCCGACUUUGGAGCAUUGGUGGCAGCGAUGUCCGCAUCUCCAAUAUGUGCGGCUAUGUCUCAAAACUCAUAUACCGGUCUUCGCAUAUUCGAGGAAGAAGAUUAUCCUCACCAAGAAUCGUUUGACCUGAAUGAACACCUUACAGCAGAACACAUCAGUGAAGCACGCGCAACGGUUCUCAAGCGGCUUGGUGCGAUUCGAGAGAUAUUGCCUUAUAAGUCGCUUGAGAUGGUGGAAGAACUCAUACUCAAGACAUGGGCACAAAACGGCUAUGAGCAGGGCGAAGUAUUCUGGAUGGACGUCAUGAUCGAAAACGACUGGAAGUUUCUCCUGGUGUGA